Symsagittifera roscoffensis is the source of this 2093-nucleotide messenger RNA. RefSeq names its product cilia- and flagella-associated protein 157-like. Gene Ontology annotation, cellular component: ciliary basal body; cilium. Lineage: Eukaryota; Metazoa; Xenacoelomorpha; Acoela; Convolutidae. Gene Ontology annotation, molecular function: microtubule binding. Bases 272 to 1984 code for a protein of 570 amino acids. The record is from RefSeq and is a predicted model, not a curated record. The transcript has 8 exons.
CUCAAUCAAAAUAUCCAUACACUUUUUAGUCGCUCACUGUUAGUUAUUGAAGACUAUACAAUGUACAUGUUUCUGAUAACACAUAAAUUUAAGUCACAUUUGAAUGGCCAAAACGGAUAGAAAAUAGAAAUAGAAUCGAUUUAGACUAACUAUUCAAAUUGAAGCGGAAAGUCAUAGACUUGCCAUUCCGAUCAGUGGCCAUUUAUAUCUUAGUUAUUCUUCAGUGAUUAUACCUGAUUAUAACUAUAUUAAUUGACGUGUGGUGGGAGAUAUGGGUAAGAAGAAGGGAGGGGGUAAAAAAGGAGGGGGGAAGGGGAAGAAAAGUGGGAAGGCCAGUGCCAAGAGUAUCCGCAGUGCCAUCAGCGACCAUAACAAGGACAAGGAGCUGGACGUGAACAGCAAGGAGUUCUGGAUGAAACAGGUAUCUGACCUUGAGCGUCAGACGGCUGAAUAUCAGAGAACAUGUGACCUUCUGGAAGUGAACAACGGGGAAAAAGUGACGAGACUGGAGCAGUUGGGAGUGGAGAAGGAUGACAUUCACUUCUAUUUAGCCCAGAGGCUGCAGCAGAAGAGUGCGGAGCUGCAGGAACUGACUAAGAGGUUAUUUGAACUGCAACAGGUCAAAGACCAGGAAAGGGAAUCAUACGAGACACAGCUCCAGUCACUAGAGACGGAGUACCACGAGACUAAGGUGGUUUUGAGUGCGGAGGGGGAGAACUUGAGCAACAAACUGGGCAGCAUGAAGGAGUACGAGGUGCAGAGGGCUGAGCUGAUGGCCAAGUUCGACAAGAUAGAGGCGGAACUGAACCGACAGCUGCAGGAACAGCAGAAGGUGAUUUAUGAGCUGGAACGCCAGAUGGUGGUGGACAAAGACCGGCUGCGGAAGGAGGCGGCGGACAAAGUGUCCAAUCUGGCCACUGAGUUCAGGAAAGUGUCCGACAAACAGAUGGAUGACACCAACAAACGCGCACUCAAAGAGAAUCUCACCCUCAACAAGAGUCUCCAGAGGUACUCGGAAAGGACUGUGGCGUUGAUAGAGGAGAAUGACGCGUACAAGUACAGGGCCAAGCAGAACAGACUCUUGGCUGAGAUGCUCGAAUUCAACGAGAAGGAACUAAGCAAGAAGUUCAACAAGAACCUCCAACAAAUUCGAGUCAUGCUCGACAAGAGUAAAGGAAUGGAGGGUUUGGUGCAGGAGUACGAGGCACAGAGUAAGGAGCUAGAGUUGGCCAUAGAGGAGCACAGAGAGAGCAUAGUGGGCAUGGAGAGGGUGAGAGAGAGACAUGACAGGGCAGAGGAGGUCAAUGAGCAGCUGAGAGAGAGGAUAGAAGAGAUCCAGGAGACUAAUAGACAGGAGGGGAGAACUAGAAGGAAACUGGAGGCUCUUCUACUCGAUACUGCCAAAGCAAUCAAACUGAGUUUGCCGCCUGACCCGUCCAAACGAGAACCGAAUACAGUGGACUCCAACCCAGAUGAAGAAUCAGCUGGAGCCUCCUCGUCCUCGGCUGGCCAGAGGGAAGUGUUGAUUCACCACCUGAUGCGUAUUUUGAACUCUGCCUCCAACAUGGGGGUGGGGCCUCAGGCGGCGGAGUUCCAAGUGGAGAAGCCGACUGUUUAUACUACUAUCAAGUCGCAUACCACCAUCGAAACUAACACCAGCAACGUAUUCGGAACAAGAGCUUCGAAGCAGUAUGCCGGAUACAGAGGAGGUGUUUUGGGUCUGGUGCCCUUACCUGGGUCCAAACGUGCAAGUGCUACUGAGUUCAAGACAAGACCACGCGACUCUGUUCUCUCUGCAACUCGGAGAAGCACUGUAGCUGGACCAGAGCCAGUUUUGAUGCGAUCCAUAGCUUGUCAGACAGUUUCUGUACCCAAGGCUAUUUUCAUGGCCAGAAGAAAAAUCCAGACAGACGAUGCAGAUAACAAAGUUACUUCUGUGAAAAAAAUUGAACCAAUCAAUUUUCAUGCUCCACUCAGGACGUAAUUUUUAUCCAUCCAUGAAAGAAGGAAAACAUGAAAUGGGAUCUUGUUAACAAUCCACUAUCCACACACCCGCUAUAAUGCGAAUAUCAACCCUCAAAAUGAUCAUUUAU